AAGCAAAUUCCCGAUCACGCAGUAGAAUUCCUCUCCAAUGGUUUCUCUCGCCGCUUGUUUCCCCAAACCCAUCGCUCGAAACCCUCAUUCUUCACCAGAGCUCGCGGAUUUAACACGGAGUCCUCUCUUUCUUCGUUCUCAUAUUCGAUUUUCUCCAGUACAUGAAUCUGGAAUUUCUCGCGGCUUCCCCAGAGGAAGAAGGAUCGCUAUGUGUACUGAUCGGACGGAUUCGAGCUCGCAACCAUCGGACAUUCCUGUUCUGUCAAGCUCUGAGGUUCUUGAGAGGCUAAAACAAGCCAGAGAAAACCUGAAUGGCGGAAGACCGUUCUUGGCUAUGUAUUCGAGUAUUGUUGGCGGAAUAACGACUGAUCCAGAAGCUAUGGUUCUUCCACUGGAUGACCAUAUGGUUCACAGGGGUCAUGGGGUCUUCGAUACCGCUAUUAUAUUUGAUGGAUUCCUCUAUGAAUUGGAUCAGCAUCUUGAACGUAUUUUAAGAUCAGCGUCCAUGGCCAAGAUCGAUCUUCCGUUUGAUCGGGAGACUAUUAGAAGAAUCCUCAUCCAAACAGUGAGUGUUUCUGGGUGUAGAGACGGGUCUCUAAGAUACUGGCUUUCGGCUGGACCUGGGGAUUUCCUCUUAUCUCCAUCCCAGUGUCCAAGAACAGCUCUUUAUGCCAUCGUGAUCAAGAAAGACACCAACAUUAAUCCGACAGGAGUCAAGGUGGUGACCUCUUCGGUUCCCAUAAAACCCUCGGAGUUCGCCACAAUGAAAAGCGUUAACUACCUCCCAAAUGUGCUGUCCCAAAUGGAGGCCGAGGCCAAGGGCGCUUACGCAGGCAUUUGGCUGGACAAUGAAGGGUUUGUAGCCGAAGGUCCAAACAUGAACGUGGCAUUUGUUGUUAAUGACGGUGGUUGUAAGGAGCUUAUAAUGCCACGGUUUGAUAAAAUCCUGAGCGGUUGUACAGCUAAGCGGGCUUUGACACUUGCUGAACGGCUUGUGAACGGGGGGAAGUUGAGAGAUGCGAAAGUAUGCGAUAUAACGGUGGAAGAUGGAAUGAAAGCAGACGAGAUGAUGCUUCUUGGAAGCGGAGUUCUAAUCCGACCCGUGAUUCAGUGGGAUGAACAAAUCAUCGGCGAUGGCAAGGAAGGUCCCAUAACGAAGGAACUGCUUCAUCUCCUGCUUGAAGACAUGAGAUGUGCUCCCCCUUCAGUUCGUGUUCCUGUUCCUUACUAAGCAAAACACUCUUCUGUCUACUGGGGAUUUAUAGAAUGUUUUAUUCCUUGUGUUUGCGUUGUAUGUCUCAUUGUAGGUUUCUUAUGUGUACUCGAGUAUGUAUAUACGUAUAUGUAUAUACUGGCUUGUGCUUGACUGGAUUCAAAUGUCUUUUUUUUUUUUUGUAAUUAAAUUCUUAACUUUUAAUAGAAAACGCAAUUUUAGUUCUUUUUA
Molecule: messenger RNA, 1444 nt
Organism: Tarenaya hassleriana
Lineage: Eukaryota; Viridiplantae; Streptophyta; Magnoliopsida; Brassicales; Cleomaceae
Product: D-amino-acid transaminase, chloroplastic
Exons: 5
Coding region: 38-1231 (397 amino acids)
Biological process (GO): carboxylic acid metabolic process
Molecular function (GO): catalytic activity
Source: RefSeq, a predicted model, not a curated record